AUCAGCAACAACCAAACAGAGCGCGAGUGGAGAUGCAAGUGCAAGAAUGCAUUGGAAGUUUGUUUGACAAAGCAAAAGAGCAGCGAUGGAAACCAGUGGCAGUGCGAGUGGACAGCUGGUCAAGUAGUUUUAUCAUUAAAACCGUAAAGCAGUCUGAAGAUAUUGAUUUGAAGUCUCAAUCGAAAGAUUAAUACAUCUGAAUAAGCUGCAUAUGUCCAUAUGGACAAGAAAAUAAUGGAAUCCUAGCUGGUGUGACUGGCACGUUUAAUAACCACAUCUCGUUGCAGCUCACUCUGAUAAAGAGAGAGUUUCAUUAGGAGCGCAUACACCUGUGGUUUGGAAGUCGUUUAGAAGGAUCUGAUACAUUUUGGAAUUAGUUUUUAAACAGAAAUUGGAUAUCGCUCUGCUGUAGAUCUGUAGUACAGCUUGUGAAGGAAAUGCUGCGUGUCAUUUUGUGAACUUGUGAGAUGAAAGUGUUUCUGUACCAGGUUUGUUGAAGCGACUGUGAUGUGCACUUACCAAGUCAUGGACAUUUGUGUUUAACUGCAAGAGGAAAAACACUUCUUCAGUGAUUUUUAUAAAACAUCAAAUACGUUAACUGGAUAAUAAAGCGUCAGCAGCAGGUGCAGGCGACUGGAAAACGUUUUGGAAGAAUGAAGAGUCCCUGGGUGAAGCAUGAUCUGCUGGUAUAUUGUUUUUAAACUGCUCUUUCUAAUGGUUCUAUGGGAGUGGAUAACAUUGAGUCUUCACUGCUGGGGUCUAGCUGUCGCAGCAGUUUCCAGUAAUGCAGCGGGUCCUCUGGGCUGGCUCCUGUCUGAUAAAGGGCCGUUUCACCAGUCACAAGAAUUCACAGAAUGUGUGGCAAGGUACCAGCAGGGAUUUACAACCAGAUACAAGAUUUACAGAGAGUUUGGUCGCUGGAAGGUCAACAAUAUUGCUCUCGAAAGGAAAGACUACACUGGCUUUGCUUUGCCUCUUGAUCCAGAGUUUACUCAGAAUAUAAGAUUGUUGGGACGCAGACCAAGCCUCAACAGGAUAACUGAAAGCAUCAUAAAGAAAUACGGGACCCAUUUUGUACUGUCAUCAACAUUGGGAGGAGAAGAAUCUUUGACUAUAUUUGUGGAUAAGAGGAAGCUGAGUAAGAACUCUGAUGCCAGUGAUUCUAAUGCUAAUAGUACUUCCGUAUCUCUGGAGACUCUUCACCAGCUUGCAGCCUCAUAUUUCAUUGACAGGGAGAGCACACUGCGCAAGCUGCACCACAGUCAGAUUGCCUCAACAGCUAUCAAGGUAACUGAAACGAGAACUGGUCCUCUUGGAUGCAGUAACUAUGACAACCUUGAUUCUGUCAGUUCUGUUCUGGUUCAGAGUCCCGAAAACAAAAUUCAUUUACAAGGACUACAAGCUAUUUUACCAGAAUAUUUGAAAAAGCGUUUUGUGCGGGCUGCUCUUAGCUACAUUGGCUGUAACUCGGAGGGAGAAUUCAUCUGUAAAGACAAUGACUGCUGGUGCGAGUGCAGCAGCAGUUUUCCAGAAUGCAACUGUCCAUACAGGGACCUCAAAGCAAUGGAAGAUAACCUACUACACAUCAGAGAGGCUUGGACAAUAAUCAAUAAUGAUUUUGAGGAAUCAGAUGAGUUCAAGCUCUUUGUGAAAAGACUACCAACAUUCUACACUUUAAACACAUCUGCUAUUCAGCACAUGUGGAAGAUGGAUUCCAGCAUUCAGCAUCGCUAUAAACAGCUGGAGUCAGGCUUGAGUCUGCUCCUAAAAAAGGCACAAACAAAUAUCAAUAGACUUUUUAGCCUUAGUAAGAGAUGUCGCAUGCAACCUAAACUAGUUAUGCUGAGAGAAAGGUCUCUAAAAUACUGGUUGAGUUAUGUACAGUCCAUCCUGUACUGCAAUGAGAACAAUCAGAUUGGGACUUUUUCUGAAGAGACAAGAAGCUGCUCUUGUCCCUAUGAGCAGCCUACCUGUCAGGGUCUUAUUCCAUGUACUGUAGGGGAUGGGACUUAUUGUGCCUCUUGCUCAUAUGAAAACCGCACACGAUGUGGGAGUUGCAACCCAGGCUACAUGCUUAGCCAAGGAUCUUGUAGACCAGAGGCAUCUGAUUCCACAGAGCAUUAUAUUGGGUUUGAAACUGACUUGCAAGACCUUGAGAUGAAAUACCUGCUUCAGAAAAGGGACAGCAGGAUUGCAGUCCAUGCCAUCUUCGUCAGCAAUGACAUGCGGCUCAACAACUGGUUUGAUCCAUCGUGGCGCAAACGGAUGCUGCUUACACUAAAGAGCAACAAAUACAAGUCCAGCCUCGUCCAUAUGCUUCUGGGAAUGUCAAUACAGAUCUGUGUGACCAAAAACAGUACAUUGGAACCAGUACUGUCUGUUUAUAUCAACCCCUUUGGGGGUAGUCACUCAGAAAGCUGGUUUAUGCCCAUUGCUCAAAACAGUUACCCAGACUGGGAAAGGACUAAGAUAGAUAUACCUCUUGAUUGUUACAACUGGACUUUGACUCUGGGUAACAAAUGGAAGACCUUUUUUGAAACUGUUCACAUCUAUCUGAGGAGCCAGGUCAUGUCAGCAGGUCCCCUUGGCAACAGCAGUGUCUAUUAUGAACCAGUGGACUUGAUGGACCCUUCAAGGAACCUGGGAUACAUGAAAAUAAACAGUGUGCAGGUGUUUGGUUACAGUAUGCACUUUGACCCAGAAGCGAUUCAGGACCUCAUUCUACAGCUGGACUAUCCGUACACUCAGGGAUCACAGGACUCUGCUCUACUGCAGCUGCUGGAAAUCAGAGACCGGGUUAACAGGCUCUCCCCGCCCGGCCAGCAGCAACUGGACCUCUUUUCUUGCUUACUUCGCCAUCGGCUUAAACUAUCCACUAGUGAGGUAGUGAGAAUUGUAGCUGCUCUGCAGGUUUUCAAUGCCAAGCUACCAAACUCUGUGGAAUAUGAAACAACCAAAUUAUGUAGUUAAUCAGGAUAUAUUAGUAGAUAGCAACAGUACCUUUUAUCUUGUAAUUAUUUUACAAUUUUAUUGGAAUUUACAUAAACCAUUAAAUGUAUUUUGUUUUAUUUGUAUUUUGUUUUAUUUUUUCAUUAAUGUUAUUUGAUGUAAUGACAACUGCAUGUUUUUUGUUUUGUUUGUUUUUUAACAAUUAUUUGUGAACCACACAAUUGGAAAAAAAAAUCUGUACAAUGUGGUUUCAGAAAAUCCAUAAAUGAUUGUGAUUUUCUGAUUUUUAUCUUUUUUUUAUUCCUUUUUGUUUUAUCUACUUAGAAAGAGAUAAGAUCGAUCUCCCAGUUUCUCUACUACAACAUUGUUAAUACUUUGUAUUGUUGUCUUUAAAUAUUUUAAAAGCUAAUUUUGAAACUCCUUGUUGUGUUUCGUGUUUUUUUUUUCCUAUUUAUUUUUGCCAUUUGCUAAGCCAAUUUUAUAUGUAAGAGCUUAAAACUGUUGUGUGGAAUAAAAAAAGUGGAAUUCAGUUUGAAAUAAUAUUGGUUGUGCUUGUUAUCACAUUGGAAUCAUUGCUUUCAAUUGUAAUGUGUUAUUGGUAUUUAGGUUACUUUGAAGUUGAACAUGAUCCAUAAUUUAAAAAGUUGUGCUUACAUAACCAUGUUAAUUUGUCUGUGAAUUGAAUAUACAAGUAGAGUAAACUUUGAAACAGUGAUGUCAAAAAGAUUCAGGGAAUCUGAACCAUAUAGAACAGCAAUUAAUAAAGUACAGACUGCCUUACUUGUGCAAGGCCGCAGCCAGCUGUGAGGCACCCAAGGCAUGGGCCUCGGUUAAAAUCAUACUAAUAUUUAUUUAUUUAGGCUCUUUUACACGCUGCUUUGCCACAAAAUAAAAUGCAUU
This is a messenger RNA of Acipenser ruthenus (sterlet), 3849 nucleotides long. Its product is annotated as BMP/retinoic acid-inducible neural-specific protein 3-like. Gene Ontology annotation, biological process: negative regulation of mitotic cell cycle; positive regulation of neuron differentiation. NCBI's taxonomy places the organism in Eukaryota, Metazoa, Chordata, Actinopteri, Acipenseriformes, Acipenseridae. The coding region runs from base 676 to 2970 and encodes 764 amino acids. The record is from RefSeq and is a predicted model, not a curated record. The transcript has 8 exons.